AAGUCUAUGCCGCUUAUAUUCCCGGAGUCGCGGUUACUAUACAUACAAACAUUGAAGAUAUUCUUUGACAAAAUAAAUUUACUUGGAAUAUUCAGGCUAAAAUACACAGAAAAUUAAAAGAUGAGAAAUUUCCGUUACUUUUGUUGUGUAUGCAAAUUCUAAAAUACACAGAGAUCGGUUCAAUACAGGGUUUGCGUGCUUUAAUUAUAAGAAAAUUGCUGUCUUUUGGUGGUAAUGUCUGUCUGAUUCCUGUAAAAAGAUGAUUUGAACCCUUCCUCCACUGCAAUGAAUUCACUAUACCAAUACAAAGUUUGAAGCAAUUUUAAGGGAUUUCUUCAUUUCUGGAGAAAGUCGAUUAUCUUUGUAAGGGAGGCUUGAAAAAGGUUGGAGCUUUCUGUACAAUGGUUGGAAUGAAAGGGGAAGUACAAUUAGAGCCUUCUAACGAACAAGAAGUGGGUGAUGUGGACUCAGUUCCUCUUCUUCAGCCACCUGCAAUUGUAUCUGCCGAGAAGGAUAGUGAAAUCCAUGAUGAAGAGAGCGAUACCUCAUCAGCUGCUUGUUGCCGUAUUUGCCUUGAGAUGGAGGGCUCCGAUCCAGGAGAUGAAUUGAUCUCUCCUUGCAUGUGCAAAGGCACUCAACAAUUUGUUCAUCGUUCAUGCCUUGACCACUGGCGAUCAGUAAAGGAAGGUUUUGCAUUCUCACAUUGCACAACCUGUAAAGCACAGUUUCAUCUGCGGACUGAAAUACCGGAGGAUUACUCUUGGCGUAAGCUGAAGUUUAGGAUUUUUGUUGCACGUGAUGUCCUCCUUGUGUUUUUGGCAGUGCAAACAACAAUUGCUGUUAUGGGCAGUAUUGCAUACCUGAUGGACACAAAUGGGGAGUUCAGAAAUUCUUUCAGUGAUGGAUGGGAUCGACUGUUGUCCAAGCACCCAAUACCAUUCUACUAUUGUUUUGGAGUUUUUGUUUUCUUUGUAAUCCUGGGUAUUGGAGGUCUGAUAGUGCAUUGUUCAUCAGUCAACAACAAUGAUCCAUGUAUGGCAGGAUGCCGCAAUUGUUGUUAUGGAUGGGGUAUUUUGGACUGUUUUCCAGCAUCCAUGGAAGCAUGUGGUGCACUCCUAGUUAUUUUUGUGAUUAUUUUUGCGAUCCUUGGCAUUGCCUAUGGGCUGCUAGCAGCAACAAUGGCAAUUCAAAGGAUAUGGCAAAGGCACUAUCACAUACUGACAAAGAGGGAACUGACAAAGGAAUAUGUUGUUGAAGAUCUGCAUGGACACUACACGCCUCCUAAGCUAGAGCCAGAACAUGAAGAACGUCUGAAAGCCUUGAAGCUCCUAUAGGUCCAUUUGAGAAUCAAUAUGAUGUGUGUACCACUUUGAUAUUUUAUUUUCUUCCUUGGCAUUGCUGGUAAUUGGCACAAGUAUCUUCAGAUAUGUUUGUCUGUGCCUAUCAAGCAUGCAUAAGUCUGCACCUAUAGUAAGCCCGAGAAUGGACUACUCUAUGAUGGUAAGUUUACUCCAAUUAUUCAGUUUUCACCUACAGAUUGAUGGUUUCUUAUUCGCCUUCAUUGGGACUGUAGAUCAAGGCAAUAUGCCGGUAUUAAUUUUGAUAUCAAGGCUUCACCACUGCAUUGUUAACAUUGGCAUCCAAGGCAUGGUGCUUCUAAUCUAUUUUCUUCUGUAGCUAUUUUGGAUGUUUUAAGAGUACAGCAAUCAAUCAAUGUCACAGGUGUUUAUAAAAAUUGAUUGAAACAUAUUUAUUAUAUUGGACA
Molecule: messenger RNA, 1765 nt
Organism: Cryptomeria japonica (Japanese cedar)
Lineage: Eukaryota; Viridiplantae; Streptophyta; Pinopsida; Cupressales; Cupressaceae
Exons: 8
Coding region: 402-1334 (310 amino acids)
Molecular function (GO): zinc ion binding
Source: RefSeq, a predicted model, not a curated record